AUGUGUGGAUACCGUGAAAGAACUAAUAUACUCGUGCUGUUUGCGCUAACGACAGCUCAAAGUUUACCAAUUUACAACGGCUUUAGCGUGAAAUUCAGUCCUCUAUUGAAUAAGGAAGAAAUAAGACCUAAAACGUUUGGUGCCCUCUUCGCAAAAAUACCCCAAGAGCCGCGAGCUGCUCAAGAAGCUCUCCAAAGAAAACUUCUCUCUAAAGUAGAUGUCCUUGGUGCUGGGUGUACAAACCAAGUAGCUAAAAUCCUCUAUCAAACUCCUUUUGCUCAAAACAACAGCAUUAACUCAACAUUAACUGAGUCAAAUUACAUUAAUAUCCCAAUUAUUCAACAGCAAGUUGAAGAGUAUAAAAUUUUAAUAGCAGCAGCGCCACCUGAUGUGAAGAUUAAUGCAUUCGAUGACAGACCAUUGGUUGUAUAUAUCGUGUUUCCAAAUGACGCAUUCACAGAUAAUGUAAUAAUGCCAAAAAUAUAUUUCGUACAUGAAGCAAAGGGACACAUUGAUAUACAUAAAAAGAAGCUUGAUCCAAUGAUAUUAGUCGACCAUAAAAGAAAGGUGACGAACCUGAAGAGCAAUGAAAUUUCUAAAUUUGUUAAAUUCAGAAAUAAAUUGAUCAAUCAUUAUAGAAGUGUAAAUAAAUGA
Pieris macdunnoughi is the source of this 654-nucleotide messenger RNA. The record is from the annotation of a GenBank genome assembly. Lineage: Eukaryota; Metazoa; Arthropoda; Insecta; Lepidoptera; Pieridae.